CAAAUCGGUGUGCCGAAAGGGUACCUUUAUCAACCAAAGAUGAUGGAUUGCUACAAGCCAGCCAAGGAUGAUAAAAUUUUCCCAGAUUCUUUUCCUUAAAUAGUGUCAAUUACUAUUAAUUCAAGAUAUUCCCUAAUGAAAGAAAUGAUAUUUAGGAAACAUGCAAUAGAUACCAUGAUUUUUUCUAUAAAUUAAUGUCUACCAGAUUCGUGCUUGAUCAAGUUCAAGACAAACCAGCAACCCACAAUUCUUCUCAGCCAUGGCCAUGACAAAGGUGAAGAAGCCUCACGCUGCCCUGCUCGCCAGCCCUGGCAUGGGACAUCUCAUUCCUGUCCUUGAGCUUGGCAAACGAAUGGUCACUCACCAUGAUUUUCUUGUAACAGUCUUCGUUGUUGCAAGUGAUCCUGCCUCAACUUCCCUUCUCAAAUCACCAACCCCAAAUGAUGAUCUUGGCAUUAUUGCACUCCCAUCUGUGGAUAUCUCCGGCCUAGUCGACCCCAAAGCCCCUCUCGUGGCGAAACUGCUCGUGCUCAUGCGGGAGUCCUUGCCAAGCCUCAGGUCUUCGAUUGCUGCCAUGAAGUGUCGCCCGACAGCGUUGGUUGUGGACUUGUUCGGAAUUGAUGCUUUUGCAAUAGCCGACGAGUUUGGAAUGCUUAGGUACGUGUUCGACACCACCACUGCAUGGUUCCUCGCCGUCGCGUUACAUUCAUCGAGCAUCGGUAAAAAUGUAAUCUUGGAGGAACAUGUUAAGAGCCAAAAGCCAUUAAAAGUUCCUGGUUGCAAGUCGCUUCGAUUUGAGGAUACCCUUGAAUCUUUUCUCAACAUUGAUAGGUUUGAUGGGUCUCAAUUUAUGGGAACUGAGAUGACAAAGACCGAUGGGAUCUUGAUUAAUACUUGGGAGGAUCUUGAGUCAACAACCAUUAAAGCACUUCGUGAUAAUAACUUCUUGGGGAGAGUCGUUAAGGUCCCUAUUUAUCCUGUUGGUCCACUGAUCAGGAAGGAUGGAAAGCAGGUUUUAGAUAAAGAAGUAAAGAUUUGGCUUGACAAGCAACCCACCGAAUCAGUUAUUUAUGUCUCGUUUGGAAGUGGAGGGACUUUAUCAGCCAAACAAAUAACAGAGUUGGCUUGGGGUUUAGAGCAAAGCAAGCAAAGAUUUAUUUGGGUGGUUCGUCCUCCAUCAGAGAAUGCACUUGGGACCUAUUUCACCAUAGGGAAAAACGACGGGGAUGGCACCCCCGAUUACUUGCCUGAAGGGUUUUUCACUCGAACCAAGGACAUUGGCUUGGUGAUCCCAAUGUGGGCACCUCAAGCACAGAUCCUGAGCCAUCCAUCAGUGGGUGGAUUUUUAUCCCAUUGCGGUUGGAAUUCAACUUUGGAAAGCAUUUUAAAUGGGGUACCAAUGAUCGCGUGGCCGCUUUAUGCAGAGCAAAAAAUGAACGCUGCAUUGCUGACGGAGGAGUUUGGGAUUGCUGUUCGACCCAAGGUGUCACAGACUGAUAAAAUUGUUGAGAGGGAUGAGAUAGCGACGAUGGUGAAAAAGAUCAUGGUGGGCGAUAAGGAAGGGCAUGCAAUGAGGACCAGAAUCAAGGAACUAAACAGCAGUGCAGAAAAGGCUCUGAGCAGGGGCGGUUCCUCUUACCAUUCAUUGUCCCAAAUCGCCAAAGAUUGCUUGCAGCGCCUCCAAGCGUAAACAUUGGGGUGCUUAAUAUAGUGAGCGGGAAGCAUGAGCUUCCCAGCUCGUACAUAUUACAUGCAACUAGAAUAAAAGAAAAAGUUUUUAAUCUCUUUCGAGACACAUAUCUUUGAAGAAAAAAGUUGUAAGAUUCAAUGAUUAAAGAAGCUCCAUUAGGGCAAAAGGAUUGCUUAUGGUCACUAUUUAAAGCCCCUGGAGAUAUUUCUGUAUUUAAUGUAUUUGUGUUCAUAGAAUUUAAGUUUCUUGAA
Messenger RNA from Theobroma cacao (cacao), 1941 nucleotides. Its product is annotated as UDP-glycosyltransferase 72E1-like. The record is from RefSeq and is a predicted model, not a curated record. Gene Ontology annotation, molecular function: coniferyl-alcohol glucosyltransferase activity. NCBI's taxonomy places the organism in Eukaryota, Viridiplantae, Streptophyta, Magnoliopsida, Malvales, Malvaceae.